Messenger RNA from Anopheles merus, 1755 nucleotides. RefSeq names its product serine protease snake-like. The record is from RefSeq and is a predicted model, not a curated record. Gene Ontology annotation, molecular function: serine-type endopeptidase activity. NCBI's taxonomy places the organism in Eukaryota, Metazoa, Arthropoda, Insecta, Diptera, Culicidae. The transcript has 4 exons. Gene Ontology annotation, biological process: proteolysis. Bases 674 to 1213 code for a protein of 179 amino acids.
CAUCCGAUGUACGAUUCCUCUUUUUCACCAUACUACAACAAUAUCGCUGUGGUGAAACUCAAAUCAUUUGCACCGAUUGCACCACAUUGUGCAUGGUGUGGACACGCCAACCCUAAUCAGACGAUAUUUCUUACAGGACAACAACUGAUACCCGAAGAGCACUCGAGCGAACUUCACCAUUUUAGACUGAUGACUCGCGUCUGAGAGCGUUCGUCCGAUCAAUGUCAUCUAGCAACACAGUACUCCGGUCUUCUGCUAAACGGUCUGCAAGACGAGCAUUUGUGCUUUGCUAAUCAGCCCUUCCUUGUUCCGGAUUCUUGUGACACCAUAUUGGGAAGUCCAAUCGAAAAAGACAAGGAUGGACAUCCAUGGAAUCAACUUGUUUGGUCGCGAUAAUGGAUUUGGAGAACCGGCUGUAGGUGUAAGGCUCAGUGCGCACAAAGCAUGGCUUGAAUCGGUGCUCCUGCCACACUCCAAAAGUGAGACAUUUGUUUACAUUGAUCCUGAUCUGGAACCUGGCACUAAAUGUGGCUAGGCCGAUGGGACGAGAGAAACUUGUAUUGCUGAGCCAGAUUGUCCUGUUUUUCGUUCACAAUUGCAACAAAGACAACAGACUACAUUCUGCUCACAUAGGAAUAACGUUUGUUGUCCUAACACAGCAACCAAUUCUCGAAUGAUGGCAAUAGAAAAAGAAAUCAACGAGUGUGAGGAGCGCUAUCGACACUUAAGAACUGAUCGACAGAAUGGAAGUUCUCAUGCCAUUGAGAUAGGAUGGCAAGAUGAACGCAACACAACGUAUGGAUGUUACGGAUACCUCAUCAGUACACGUGGCGUUGUUUUGUCUGCAUCCUGUUUGUUGGAAAGAGGAGGGAUGCCGAACAUUGCGCGUAUAGGAGGAAUCGAUUCAUUGGACAUCUCACGCGUUAUUCCUAUAGAUAAAGUGACCAUUCAUCCCAACUAUAACCCGGCAAAACCAAAGCACAACAUAGCAAUUCUCAAACUGGAAUCGGUCGUCGAACCAACUGAAAGCGUUUUCCCUACGUGUCUUUGGCAGAAUGUUACCCACUCGCCGAUCAAGCAGAGGGUUUUGGAUUUUGCUUCCAAACGAUAUGAUCCCAUGCAUCCAAUGUACAAGAGUGACUGUGAGGCUCUUUUGAAUGGUACAUUCGAUGAACCUGAAACAAUCUGCAUGAAUCCAGGAAUAACUCCCUAGGAAAGCCUUUUUUACCACUUUUUUUUACAAAUAGAAUACAUAAGUGGUUCUGUAUCCAAACGCUGCUACAAAGCUGGAAGUCCGAUCGUAUGGAGAAAGGCGCUGAAUGACACUGGUUACGUAGAAUAUCUCGUGCACCUUUACAGCUAUGGAAGUUGCAAAUCCAACAUCCCGCGCGUAGUGGCGCGUGUCGCUGCGUACAUCGAGUGGUUCAAGGAAGUGUUGCAGUACUGAUGAUUGGUGACAGUGCGUUAAUUGAAUGAAAUUAUUGAACGAAAAUGAUUCUUUUUUCGCAUUGCGAUCCUCGUUCGAAAUCGCCUAGAUCCCGGGAUUUCCUGGCUUAACUGACAUCAAAUCCUGCCAUUCAAAUGUGCAGUCCUACUGCUUCGCCUAUGUUCGCCUAAUAGCCGUAGUUUGGAGGCCCGUGAUCUAUUUGAUGGACCAUAGCGUACGUAAUGAAAGUGUGUCACUGCUGGACAGAAUAUUAGCGACAGACCCCCCCCCGUUUCGCUAAAAUUUUAGAACCUGUGACUGAUGAUCGA